This is a messenger RNA of Peromyscus eremicus (cactus mouse), 3385 nucleotides long. It is a transcript of the gene Slc1a1, whose product is annotated as solute carrier family 1 member 1. NCBI's taxonomy places the organism in Eukaryota, Metazoa, Chordata, Mammalia, Rodentia, Cricetidae. The transcript has 12 exons. Bases 1 to 1572 code for a protein of 523 amino acids. The record is from RefSeq and is a predicted model, not a curated record. Gene Ontology annotation, molecular function: L-cysteine transmembrane transporter activity; glutamate:sodium symporter activity; L-glutamate transmembrane transporter activity. Gene Ontology annotation, biological process: L-glutamate transmembrane transport. Gene Ontology annotation, cellular component: plasma membrane.
AUGGGGAAGCCCAUGAGCUCCGGAUUCGACUGGCGCCGCUUCCUGUGGAAUCAUUGGCUGCUGCUCUCCACCGUGGCCGCCGUGCUGCUAGGCAUUGCCAUAGGAGUCUUGGUUCGUGGACACAGUGAGCUCUCAAAUCUGGAUAAAUUCUACUUUGCUUUUCCUGGAGAAAUUCUAAUGAGGAUGCUGAAGCUUGUCAUUUUGCCAUUGAUUAUAUCCAGCAUGAUCACAGGUGUUGCUGCACUGGAUUCCAAUGUAUCUGGAAAGAUCGGUCUGCGCGCCGUGGUGUAUUAUUUCUGCACCACCAUCAUUGCUGUGAUCCUCGGUAUUGUGCUGGUCGUGAGCAUCAAACCUGGUGUCACUCAGAAAGUGACUGAAAUCAACAGGACAGGCAAAACCCCUGAAGUCAGCACAGUGGACGCCAUGUUGGACCUGAUCAGGAACAUGUUCCCGGAGAACCUGGUCCAAGCCUGUUUUCAGCAGUACAAAACCAAGCGUGAAGAAGUGAAGCCUGUCAGUGAUCCUGGGGGGAACGCCACAGAGGUGUCUGUCACCACCGCCAUGACAACCAUGUCUAAGAACAUGACAAAGGAAUACAAAAUCGUGGGCCUGUAUUCAGAUGGCAUCAAUGUCCUGGGCUUGAUCAUCUUUUGCCUCGUCUUCGGACUUGUCAUUGGAAAGAUGGGAGAAAAGGGACAGAUUCUGGUGGACUUCUUCAAUGCGUUGAGUGAUGCAACCAUGAAAAUCGUUCAGAUCAUCAUGUGUUACAUGCCCAUUGGCAUUUUGUUCCUAAUUGCUGGGAAGAUCAUAGAAGUUGAAGACUGGGAAAUAUUCCGCAAGUUGGGCCUUUACAUGGCCACGGUCCUGAGUGGGCUGGCAAUCCACUCCACCAUAGUACUGCCACUGAUCUAUUUCAUAAUUGUGCGGAAGAACCCUUUCCGAUUUGCCUUGGGCAUGGCGCAAGCCCUCCUGACGGCUCUCAUGAUAUCUUCCAGUUCAGCAACUCUACCAGUUACGUUCCGCUGUGCAGAAGAAAAGAACCAGGUGGACAAGAGGAUCACAAGGUUCGUGCUGCCUGUCGGUGCCACCAUCAACAUGGACGGCACUGCGCUCUAUGAGGCCGUGGCCGCCGUGUUUAUAGCGCAGCUGAAUGGCUUGGACUUGAGCAUUGGGCAGAUCAUCACCAUCAGUAUCACAGCCACAGCUGCUAGCAUUGGAGCUGCUGGCGUGCCCCAGGCUGGCCUGGUGACCAUGGUGAUCGUGCUGAGUGCUGUAGGCCUGCCUGCUGAGGAUGUCACCCUCAUCAUCGCCGUGGACUGGCUCCUGGACCGGUUCAGGACCAUGGUGAAUGUUCUGGGUGACGCAUUUGGGACCGGCAUUGUGGAGAAACUCUCAAAGAAGGAGUUGGAGCAGAUGGAUGUUUCAUCUGAAGUCAACAUCGUGAACCCCUUUGCCUUGGAAUCCACACUCCUCGACAGUGAAGACUCCGAUACCAAGAAGUCCUAUGUCAAUGGUGGCUUUGCGGUGGACAAAUCCGACACCAUCUCGUUUACCCAGACCUCACAGUUCUAGAGGCCUAGCUUCCGAUGACUGGGAUGAGAACGGACAUCUCCACAGGAGCCAUCUCUUAGCAAACUCCAACAUUAAGGAGUGAGGGAAACACUAGGAGUCAACUGUCCAUUUAGUUUGAUAAACAGACCUCCAGAUUAUUUUCUAUAUUUGGCUUUAUAGCCUUUGUUCUCUGGGUUUGGGAAUUGAGGGUGGGGUAGAGUGAAAGAAAAUUAAGAAAGUUGUGUUAUCUGGAUUUUCUAAUUCUAUAAAACAAAGUGCGGAAGCAUAUGAAGUAGUUAACUGUAGGAAUUAGGUAAUGGAUAUGGAAGAGAAAUUGCUUUCUUGUGCAUAGACCACUGUUUGGGGGUUUUUAAACAAUAUUAUUAUUGGCUACAAAUUUUUACUCAGGCUUUCUAUUGGCGUGACUUCCUUGGCCUUCUCACUUUUUAUAGAUUAUAAUGCAUCUCAACAGCACCCCCACCCAGUUAAAGUGCCAAAUUUUCCAUUUGACCUCAUAUUCAGUCACUCUCAAACUACUCUAACAAAAAAGAAAAGGAUCAGCAUAAUUCUGCAAUAAUAGUUCAAGAUAGUUGUAGGGUUUAGGGGAAGGGAGAGGGUUUCUUAUUCAAUGUACUGUAUUGGGAUGCUGGUAGCUGUUUAGCCAGUGUACGGUAUAGAACUAUAUGUAUAUGUGUGUAUAUUUAUUAUUUUCAUAUAAUUUGCAAGACAGAGAUCAGUAAUGAACUAUCAAUGUGAAAUAAGACACUCUCCUUGUACUUGAAUCAAAACUGCAAUUCCAAGCUGGGUGGUAGUGGCGCACAUCUUUAAUCCCAGCACUCGGGAGGCAGAGGCAGGCAGAUCUCUAUGAGUUCAAGGCCAGCCUGGUCUACAAAGUGAGUUCCAGGACAGCCAGGACUGUUAUACAGUGAAAACCUUUCUCAAAAAACCAACCAACCAAACCCUGCAAUUCCAGCUGAGGUGUACUUUGGAGCUCACCAGAACACUGUCAGGGAGCUCUGGGAUGAGACAUCAAGUUGCUUGGUUACUGCGUUUUACCCCUAAAACAGAAAUGUAUUAUGGUGGAACUCUAUGGUGGCACAGCCAAUCAUUUCCAACUCCUGGCCUCAAGCUCUCUCCAGGGAGGAGUCCCUGUGGACACUGAGUAAAUUCAUUUGCAAAGGCAGCUCUCUCAAAGGCUGGAUGUGCUCAGAUCCAAACACAAGGCUUCAAGGCUUCGCUCUUCAACUACACUCAGACCCACUUCACAGUGAAGGGCUGCCCCUUUAUUGCCCUCGGUCCCCUCUGCCCACGAGGGCAGAGACAACAGUGGCAAGCCAUCACCCAAGCUGUGUUUCAAAACAGGCUGCCUAAGUUGAAUAAGCCACGUUGCAAGGUGACCAAGCUAUCCCUAUACUGUAUUCUUUUUACUUUAUUUUAUACAUUUUUUACUUUGGGGGUUUUUUGAGGCAGGGUAUCUCUACAUAGGACUGGCUAUCAUGGAACUCACUAUGUAGACUAGGCUAGACUCAAACUCACAGAGAUCCUUCCGCCUCUGCCUCCCAAGUGCGGGGCUGGAAGGUGUGCACCACCACUGCCCAGCUCUAUACUGAAUUCUUAUAAAAUAAAACCCAGGCCGUGAGCUACUGGUGCCAGUGGUUCAGGGAAAAUGUUUCCAUUUCCUUCUGCCUCCUUAGGAAAGGAUCAUUCGGAGAAUCUUGGCCUUGCUGCUUCGAGUCCUCUGUCUUUCUCCUGCUCAUUUCUGAAGAUGGCUUAUUAAAAGUCUACACUUCUGCCCUCAUCCUGUAAAUAAAGCUCAACAAAAACUUGUACUUAA